UCUUAAUUCCAAGUUCUUUGACAGAUUCCAUUCAUUACUCUGCAACAUGAAAAGGUUUUAGAAACCAAAUAAAGAACUUAUAUGGUGGAGAAAAAGAAAAGAAGAUAGCCUUGAGAAUCAAAGACUUUGUACAUUUUCACCAUGUUUGGAUGAUUGGUUUCUAGCAUUUCCAGCAAGUACCACAAAAGGGGUGUGUCUAUUAUCAUGGAAUGAUGAAAAAAUCUGCAUAAAUGUCAAUCGAUAACAUAACCUCAAAAUUUUGACUUUGUUGAUUUCAAAAUCAGCUAGUAUUUUUUCAAAGCGUAAGAUUUGAGAAACCCAUGUUUGAUUUCAUGUGUAGAUAUCUACCCUUGGUCACUACAUGUAUUAUUUUUUAAGAUUUUAAGUACGUUUUAUCACCAAUAGAUGCUCUGCACCGAUGCAUUUAAUUCCCAAAAUGUUCUGAAAUAAUGUUUCAUUAAUAAUGCAGAUAGAUAGAUGCUCAUAGAUGCUGCAGUGCUGACACAGCAACAACAUCCUAGCAGGGGACAUUCAUUAAUUAGGGUUCAGUCUAUUUCAGAAGCAACCAAGUUACCAAGGGCUUUGUGGAUUCUCACACUGUACUCUUUUACUUCCAUCGAAUCUCAAAUAAGGGUUUUGGGUGAUUUGUCUUCAUGGAAACGAUAUGCAGGUGUACAGGUGACAGAGGAAAGGACCAUGAAGCUUUUGAUCAUCAGGUUACAUAAGCAACCAAGUCUUAUAGUUUCCGAAGGGGGACAUGUCCAUCAGUCUUAUAGUCUCCAGUCAUUUGAAGGUGAAGAAACUAUAACUUUUGCCACUAUACUAAUACCUCCUGUCCUCCUCUCUCCUCUGAAUUCUGAACACAACGUUUGGAACUUGGAAUCAAGUGAAGAGGUGGAAGAGGAUAUCGGAAGUGAUUGUGGAGGAGAUGAUAGUGUCCAAGUUGAUGAUGAUGAUGACCGUUUCGCGUAUUUUUAG
Lactuca saligna is the source of this 978-nucleotide messenger RNA. The record is from the annotation of a GenBank genome assembly. Lineage: Eukaryota; Viridiplantae; Streptophyta; Magnoliopsida; Asterales; Asteraceae.